Molecule: messenger RNA, 1520 nt
Organism: Doryrhamphus excisus (bluestripe pipefish)
Lineage: Eukaryota; Metazoa; Chordata; Actinopteri; Syngnathiformes; Syngnathidae
Gene: cfl1
Product: cofilin 1
Biological process (GO): actin filament depolymerization
Cellular component (GO): actin cytoskeleton
Molecular function (GO): actin binding
Source: RefSeq, a predicted model, not a curated record
GUGCACGUUCCUCGUACACUGCACAGUAGGCGCGUGCACAUGACACGCGCGUUCGCGUGACGUAUCCACAGAGCGGGUGAGAGAGAGAGAGCAAAGUAUUCAUCAUCAGUGUGCCCAUUCAAUUUGUGUCCAGACGCUGACCAACUCACAGCUACAACAAUGGCCUCCGGUGUGAAGGUGACGGACGAGGUGAUUGCCGUGUUCAACGACAUGAAGGUGCGCAAGGUGCAGGCCAACGAGGAGGAGAAGAGGAUGAGGAAGAAGGCCAUCCUCUUCUGCCUGAGCCAAGACCGCAGGAACAUCGUGCUGGACGACGGCAAAGAGAUCCUGCUGGGCGAAGUGGGAACCACCGUGACGGACCCCUACCAGCACUUUGUCAAGAUGCUGCCCGCCGACGACUGCCGCUACGCCCUGUACGACGCCACCUACGAGACCAAAGAGACCAAGAAGGAGGAGCUGGUCUUCAUCUUCUGGGCUCCAGAAUGCGCCCCCCUGAAGAGCAAGAUGAUCUACGCCAGCUCUAAAGAUGCUAUCAAGAGAAAAUUUGAAGGUAUCAAGCACGAGUGGCAGGUGAACGGUUUGGAAGACCUGAAAGACCGGCACACCCUGGCAGAAAAGCUCGGCGGCAAUUCAGUAGUCAGCCUGGAGGGAUGCCCUAUAUAAAUAUUGCCCCCCCCCCAAAAAAAACCCCCCACCCCCUACCACCUCACCCUGUUCCCCUCUGGCUUCAUCGGGGGGGCCUGUCAGACACAUCUGUGGGGUUUAGCUGUUCAUUCCAGUGUGGUUUAAGGGAGAAGGGGCGACCUAAGAUAUCAGAACCAGCACCAUUUGUGGGACUCUCGGGGGAGGGAUACUGCGGGGGCGGGUACGGGAGGGGGUGCGGUGACAGUUGAAUAAGUGAAUCAUAAUUCCAAAAAAAAAAAAUAUACAGACUGUCAUUCCAAGUUAAGAGAAUAUGAACAAACACACACACAAGAUAAAAAUGAAGGAUGAUGACAAAAACACGGGUGUUUUUUUUUUUUGUUUUUGUUUUGUUUUUGCCAUUUUCCAUGUGAACACUCGCAAAGACGGGAGACGGGCAUGGACAAAUUUUUAGUUUUCCAAACAUUCUAGUGAAGUUGUGUAACUUGUAGUUGAAGCCAGUCUAGUGGAAACUAAUUCAUUCUUCAUUGCACAAGACGUAUCAAACAUUCUCUUGGGAAAACGUGGUUUAAUAUAUAAUAUAUUCUUUUUUUUCAACAUGCAAAAAUUCCAAAACUUGACUUGUUCUUUUCUCUUUUUUUUUUUCCUUUUCUCGUUCAGACAAGAAAGGCAUUUGAUGUUUAUCACACACAUUCCUCUUUACCUUUUCAAACCAGGAUCUCCUCGUUUUAAUAAUUCAAACAACAUUGUCGGCGUUCUGAAGGUCUUGACUGAGAGUGACGUGUAAAUGAAGGACAAGGGGUCAGAGUUCAGACUGAAUAUUGAAUGGUGGAUGUUUUGUAUCGUCUCCUAUCUAAUAAAAAGCACUAAACUACUGA